Molecule: messenger RNA, 6110 nt
Organism: Folsomia candida
Lineage: Eukaryota; Metazoa; Arthropoda; Collembola; Entomobryomorpha; Isotomidae
Product: ELKS/Rab6-interacting/CAST family member 1
Exons: 19
Coding region: 501-6053 (1850 amino acids)
Biological process (GO): regulation of synaptic plasticity; maintenance of presynaptic active zone structure; neuromuscular synaptic transmission
Cellular component (GO): cytoskeleton of presynaptic active zone
Molecular function (GO): structural constituent of presynaptic active zone
Source: RefSeq, a predicted model, not a curated record
UCAUUCAUUCAGUAAAUUAUUCCAGGCACAACUUUCUUUCCUCCCGAGUUUUUCCUUUUAUUAAAUACCCGCACCGCACUAAUCCCCUUGAAUCCAAUGGAAAGAGAAAGCAACCCAGCUCAGCUCUUGCCCGUGAGUUCCGAACAUGUCCGAUUUCCACCACCACCGACUUUUCCCUUGCUUUCCCAGUCUUCUUGUAUACAGACUAAAUUUAGGGAGUGCCACCACCCCACUGGACAAAAACCACCUAAAAAUUCCUUUCAAUAUAUAUCUAUACAACUUUCACUGCUUUUUCCACCACCGCAGCCAGCUCCCAUUCCUUGCAAACUUUCUCCUUUCCCCUCCACGACCACCACCAAUCUACUUUCACUCCUACUUUCUCUCUCUCUUUCACAUACACACUUAUCCUCGUAUUCAGUCAGUGGUUGGGUGUAUGGUGCGUUUGUUAUUGGUGUGUUUGUGUCUCCAAUUUUUCACAAUAAUUAAUUUAUACGGUGUAAAUGUCUUCAACAUAUUAUGACAAUAGCUACGACAAUGCCUACUCGCAGCAGCAACCCCUCUCCGCCUCCCAACAGCAAGCCGUCGUCGCCUCACAGCAGCAACAACAGCUUAUCAAACCACGACCCAGAUCCGCCGCGGCACACCCUCUUUCACAUCAGGGACAGGGCCAGGGUCAGGUCGGGUCGGUUCAACAACAACAAGCUGUGGCUGCACAACAACAGCAAUAUUUAGAUGGUAAUCAACGUGUCAGGUCGUAUUCAGAGACGAGGUUUCUAGGUCAAGGGCAAGGGCAGCAAUAUGGCCGCGACCCCUACUCUUCAAAUCCUAACCAGGCUACCUCUGCUGCUGCGUAUGAUUCCUACUAUGGAGGUCAAAUGGACGAUUAUGAUGUUGACCCUUACGGCCAGUCUUCAGUAAGGGCACAACAACAACAGCAGGUCGCAGCGGCACAACACAGGUCAAGGUCUACAACACGGCUCAAUCGCUAUGACCAAGGGGAUUCUCAAUUUAUGCCCAUUCGCGACAGGUCACUGGAUAGACAAGGAAUGGUCUCGCAGCAGCACAGGCAGCAGCAUGGACUUGACCCCUCAGGAAAUCCCAAUUACUAUCCGGAUGAUUUGGACCGUCUGGACCCAUACUAUUCCCAGCAAGCCCACUCCACGUCCUCCCAACCAGUAUCUAUCUUGAAUAGGUCACGUCACUCUAGUCAGCCCACGUCCUCCCACUUGCAGUCCUCCCUCCGCUCGUCCGCCACAACGGGAGGAAUGAUGACUGACCCCAAUCAGUACUUGGAUGAGCUGCAAAUCUCAAACCAGGAGUUUCAACGUGAACUCGGCACCCUCAAAAAAGAGUUGGAACUCACAAAUCAAAAAUUGGGCAGUUCCAUGCACUCGAUUAAAACAUUUUGGAGUCCGGAACUGAAAAAGGAGCGUGCUUUGAGAAAAGAAGAAUCUGCCAGAUAUUCACUUUUAACUGAUCAAUUGAAAAUUCUUAAUCAAGAAAAUCAGAAACAAUCCUUGCUGGUCCGCCAAUUAGAAGAAGAGCUCCGUAUUAGACAAAUUCGUGGUGGUGCGUCACAUGAAAUGCAACGACAGCUUGAAUCUAUUAUCAGUGAAAAUGAACACCUGGUCCGUGAGAUUCGGAUUCUACGUGAAACAAUAAAGGAAUACGAACUGCGAUUGGAAUCACACAAACAGACAUUACAAGCGAGGGACGAGUCCAUCAAGAAAUUAUUAGAGAUGUUACAAUCAAAGGGGGUUGGAAAGGAGGAAGAACGGGCCAUGCUCCAGCAGAUGCAACUUCUCGCCCAAAAACAAAUAGAUGAACUUCGUCUUGAGAUUCAGAAACGUGACCAGGAAUUACUUUCCCUCGCUGCCAAAUUGAAAACGUGUGACGAACAGCAACAAGAUUACCAACGCCACAUUGCCGUCUUGAAAGAAUCACUUUGCGCCAAAGAGGAACACUAUAACAUGCUUCAAGCCGAUGUGAGUAAACAACAUUUUAAUGUUGAAGAGCUACGACAAAGGAUUGAAGAGAAGAAUCGAAUAAUUGAGAAAAAGACCAACAUUGCACUUCAAGCGUCCCAAGAGAGGAAUAGAAUCGCUUCCGAAUUUGGUGAGAUUCGUGACCAGAUGGAAAUCAAAGAUCGAAAGAUUAACGUUCUCCAGAGGAAAAUUGAAAACUUGGAAGAUUUGCUAAAAGAAAAGGAUAAUCAGAUUGACAUGGCAAGAGCCAGAUUGGCACAGUAUCAAGUGGGGGCAGGUGGGAGUGGCGGGAUGGGAUUGAUGAAUGAUCCAAUCAGUUUACCAUUAAGUAAUUUAGAAGAUGCUAUUAUGGACAAAGAUAAACAAAUUGGGCAAUUAAGAGAACAGAGGGAUCGGGCAGAGGGUGAAAAGAAUGAAGAACGAGAGUUGCAUGAACACCAAGUACAAGAAUAUAAAAUGAAGGUUCAUUCCAUGGAGGCUGAAAUAGAAAAACUAGGUGUUCGAUUAGAACGUGCUGUAGCAGAAAAGGAACGAAUGGAAACUCGGUUGGACGCCUCCCAAUCCGAGCUGGGUAAAUGUAAAGCUGAACUAGAAAAGACACAAUCUGAAGUGGGAAAAACAUCCACGGAAUGGGAAUCACAUCGCCAACGCGUGUCUAAAACAGAAGUAGAAAACGAUCGAUUGAAGACGGAAAACGAAAGGUUACGUGGGGAUUUAGAGCGUAGUCAGACAACAUUUGGUCGCAACACUCUCAACACAUCCGCCGAAUUGGACAGGCUUCAGGAACGGUAUGACAAAUUAGUGUCUGACCUUCGCCGUUCUCAGGCCGAACUCAGGAUGAACCAAUCCGAUUACGAGAGAGCCAACACGGAUCUUAAAACUGUACAAGAGAAAAUUGAGAAAAGUCAGGGCGAGAUUUAUCGAUUAAAAGCAAAGUUAGAAUCUGCUCAGAGUGAGAAUGACAAUUUGAAGGAUGAACUUGAACGGAGUCAGACAUCUGUGAGUAGACUGUUGACUGAAAAAGAUAAGUUGACACUGGAUCAUGAUAAGCUAAAGGAGGAUCUAGAAAGGAGUCAGACCAGUUUGGGCAAGUAUCAAUUACAAGUGGAAAAACAUCAAGUCGGAUUCGAUAAAUGUCAAGGAGAAUUGGAUAGAGUUCAGGAAAAAGUCGAUAAAUUAGUUCAAGAAAAUAGAAGACUCCAAACGGAGCGAGAUAAAUUGUUAUAUGAUUCCGACCAUCAUCAAAACCAUCUUGAGAAACUUUCUUCGCAUACGACUCGUCUGCAAAAGGAAAAAGACACACUACAGCUCGAGUUGGAACGUUCAAUAGAGAAGCAAGAGAAAUCUCACCUCCUUCUCACUCGCAUUCAAAAAGAAAAAGAAACUCUCGCCACGGAAAAUGAACGUUUAAAGGAACGCUUGGAUCUCAUCUCGACACAACAUUCGAAAUCACAACGAGACAAAGAAUCAUACCAAACGGAACUUGAUAUUUUGAAAGAACGACUAGAAAAGCAAAUCACUACAAUUUCCAAAUUCCAAUCCGAUAAAGAUGCACUGGAGACGGAGUUAACACUGGCACGCGACAAAUACGAGAAAAAUUCAGUAAAUACAUCAAAACUUCUUGAAGAUAAGGAUGGAAUUAAACUAGAAUUGGAUUUGGCGACCGAAAAAUUGGAGCGUUCCACCUCUGACGUGUUCCGACUAAAUAAUAAAUUGGAUGCCCAAAACAUUGAGUUGGAAAAAGCCAACAAUCUCGUGGCCAAGUAUACAAUUGAACAUUCAAAAUUACAAGAUUUACUCGAUCGGAAUCAAGCCUCGUAUCACAGAGUGAAGGACAGUGAAGAGAAAGCGAGAGAGGAAUAUGACCGAGUCAGAAUUGAUGCAGAUUUGAACAGAGAAAAAUUGGAGAAAUUAAAUCUCGAAUUGCGAAAGGAGAGGGAGGCGAAAGUGGAAGAAAUUUCAAAAUUACAAGUAGAAUUGGACAGAUUGCAUACGGUUUAUGGAAGAGCACAUGCGUCAAGUGAAAAAUCCAGUGAAGAGCUAUCCCGACUCCGUUAUGAUUUAGAAUCUGCAUCGCAAACUAAUUCUCGCCUUCAAACUGAACUUGCCAGAUGUAAAUCACGUAUCGAAGACUUAGAACAGCGACCACCCACUGCCACACCUACUACAACUACUAUUACUGCCCCAACAGCCACACCGUCUUCAUCUACAAUAUCCUCUACUGACCAACAACUCUUGAUAGACAAAUACCGAUCCCAAGUCCUUCUUCUUGAAGAACAAUUAACCACUCAGAAGUUAGAAAUCUCAAAACUCCAACAAAAAUACGACAUUAAAGAGAAAGAAUCUCUUCUCCUCCUUCAAAAAACAGAUACGUCUGAUAAAAUCACUGCACUGCAAUCCGAACUUGUCUCAAAAACAACUGAUCUGACCACUUUGACGGAAGAUUUAGCAAAGAAAUCAUCACAAAUUGAUAAACUAACUGCAGACUUAGAGACGAAAUCGACAGAAUUAUCCAAUUUGAAAUCUGAUAUUGCAAAAUCCACGACCACUUUAUCAUCCGAGAUAGACAGUUAUAAACAGAGUUUAGAGAGUCAAAAUACAUCGAUGCUCAAAUUAAAAUCUCAGUAUGAAUCUCAUUUAAAAUCUUAUCCACCAGAAGCAUUGGACAAAUUAAAAUUAGAAAAUACAAAACUACGCCAAAAUUUGGAAGAGAAAAUGAAUGAACUUUCACGUCAUAAAACUUUGUUUGAAGAGAAAUUACAAGAAAUUAGCUACAAACAAAAAGAGGAGAAAAAAUUGCAAGAACGAUUAGAUCGUUAUAAAUCAGGGCAAGACAAGUAUGAGAAACAAAUGUCUAAAAUGGAACAUGAAAUGAUGCAAUUAACCUCCGAAAGAGAUGAAUUGGUUACUCAACUCGAAAAAUCUCAAGAAUUGCUCGUCCAAUUCCAAAAAGAAUUGAAUAACAGAGUCGCCAAUGAUGAGAAAGAUAAAGAAAUUAAUAUCUUGAGGCAAAAAUGUACUGAAUUAGAAGCAGAAAUGGGAAGGUUGAAAAAGUCCUGUGAAAUUGAAAAGAAAAAAGUUGGAGAUUGGUUUGAAGGAAAAAUUAGAGAAAAGGAUGCAAAAUAUCAAGAAGAAAAAGAUAAAUGGAAAGCAAGAUUCGAACAAGAAAGUAAUAAGUGGAGAGGAGAAUGCGAAGUCGAAGUUAAAAAAGUGGAGGCCCACUUGACCACUUUGCAAUCCCAAUUGUCCCAAACCACCGCAGAACUUGACGCCACUCGGGCCCAACUCUUGGAAGCUGAACAAUUACAAAAUCAAACCCAACAAGCAUUACAACAACAAUUACAAUUCCAACAGAAUCAACCACCACCACCCGCCGCACCUACUACCUCACUCCCUGCCGACCUGGAGAAAAUUGCCCAACUACAAAAGACGAUAACCGACCUCUCCCACAAGUUGGACUCUGUGUCUCAAAUGUAUUUAGAGAAGGAGACAGAGUGCGAAGAGAUUGUCAAGCUCAUUAAAGAGCGUGACGUCGAGAUUAAACGGUUGCAGAGCAAGUUGGACGAAGUUUCAAACAUGAAGAGGGAGCAGGUUCAAGGAGGCAGCGAAGAGUUGGAAAAAGUCAAACAAGAGGCAAAAAGGACGCAAGGAGAAAUGGAAAGACUUUUACAACUUAUGAAAAUGAGUCAAGAAGAAAUGGGUGGAAAAGAUAAAGAAAUCGCUAGAUUGCAAGAGACCCUCCGAGCUGAGCGACAGAAAGCAGCGGCGAGUGAUCAGUUUGAUGGAGUAAUGGAGAGUUUGGUGGGAGGUGAUGAAUUUGAACAACUUGUCAAACUAUGCCAAGAACAAAGGACACAAAUCAAUUUGUUAAAAUCAGGGUGGAAAAUUGGUCAAGAUGAAGAUGAGGCGAGACAAAUAAUCUCCAAAACGGACGCUAUAAUAGCCAGCGUGGAAUUGUCCACGCCAGAAAGUUGUGUGCUACCACUUUUAAAAACGUUAAGAUCAAGUCUGAUUUCUAAACUUAAAUCGAAUGAUACACUUAAAAUUCAAUUACAUUCCGAAAAGUAAAUUUUAUGUUUAAAAAAAGUGAAUAAAAAUGGGGGUGUGGGUCAGUGAUACAAAUCA